CCUUAAAGUUACGCAAUUGUCAAAAAUGACAAUUAGCGAACAGCUGAAAGUAUGAAAUAAUUAUCUAAAUUGUGUGGUGAUUUGUAAAAAAAAUGGCUUUAAGAGCGGCUUUUAGCAAGCUUACAUUGCAGUCAUCAGUUCGACUAAUUAGCUCUACUUCCAUCAGUCGUUUGCAAGUAACUCCAAUUUUAUGUGCUGAACCACUGAAGAAAAAGAAGAAACUCGACCCACAAAUUAUUAAACAACGUGAGGAUCGUCGUAAAAAGAAAUUGGAAAAACAAAUUCGACGACUUGAAAAAAAUGCCAGACAGUUGAAACCAAUAGAAGAACUUGAAAUUCCUCUUACACUCCUGGACGAAAAAGAUAAACGCAUCCGGAAAUUGUUACCUUUAAGUGAUAAAGAUCUUGAAACGAGGGCAUUACUAACCAAGAAGUGGGCGAAAUACAAACAUCAGCAGAAAGUCUCUGACUUCCAAACAAUCGACCGGCUGUUACAAUCACAAAACAGGGCUUUGGACGAGCUGCGAAAAGAGUCUGAAGAACUAUAUCAAGAAGCUAUUCAACAAGAUAUGGCACUUUUACCCGUAACAAUUAAAGGACCUGUAGCAACACCUCCAAUUAAAAACUAUGUUAGUCCAGAUGGCGAUUACAUUCAUGAAAACAAAAAAUGGGAUUAACAUGUCAAAAUAUUAAAAUCGUUAUGUUGAUACUGAAA
Bactrocera neohumeralis is the source of this 715-nucleotide messenger RNA. It is a transcript of the gene mRpL40, whose product is annotated as 39S ribosomal protein L40, mitochondrial. The coding region runs from base 93 to 677 and encodes 194 amino acids. The transcript is spliced from 3 exons. Gene Ontology annotation, cellular component: mitochondrial ribosome; mitochondrial large ribosomal subunit. NCBI's taxonomy places the organism in Eukaryota, Metazoa, Arthropoda, Insecta, Diptera, Tephritidae. The record is from RefSeq and is a predicted model, not a curated record.